Molecule: messenger RNA, 2028 nt
Organism: Zonotrichia leucophrys gambelii
Lineage: Eukaryota; Metazoa; Chordata; Aves; Passeriformes; Passerellidae
Gene: SSBP4
Product: single stranded DNA binding protein 4
Exons: 16
Coding region: 104-1288 (394 amino acids)
Biological process (GO): positive regulation of transcription by RNA polymerase II
Cellular component (GO): nucleus
Molecular function (GO): protein binding; single-stranded DNA binding
Source: RefSeq, a predicted model, not a curated record
GGCGGGGCCGGGCCGGGCCGGGCCGGGAUGGCGGCGGGGGCGGCGGGGGCGGCGGGGGCCGCGCGGGGCCGGGCCCGGGGCCGCUGACAGCCGCCGCCGCGCCAUGUACGCCAAGGGCAAGGGCUCCGGCGUGCCCUCGGACGGCCAGGCCCGCGAGAAGCUGGCGCUCUACGUCUACGAGUACCUGCUGCACGUGGGGGCCCAGAAAUCCGCCCAGACCUUCUUGUCGGAGAUCCGAUGGGAGAAGAACAUCACGCUGGGGGAGCCCCCCGGCUUCCUGCACUCCUGGUGGUGCGUGUUCUGGGAUCUGUACUGCGCCGCCCCGGACCGCCGGGAAACCUGCGAGCAUUCCAGCGAGGCCAAAGCCUUCCAUGAUUACAGCGCGGCGGCAGCGCCCAGCCCGGUGAUGGGGAACCUGCCCCCCGGGGACGGCAUGGCCGGGGGUCCCGUGCCCCCCGCCUUCUUCCAGCCUUUCAUGUCCCCCCGGUACCCCGGCGGCCCCCGGCCCCCGCUCCGGAUGCCCAACCAGCCCCCCGUGGGUGUUCCCGGCUCGCAGCCGCUGCUGCCCAACGCCAUGGACCCGGCUGCGCGGGCUCAGGGGCAUCCCGGCAUGGGGGGCCCGAUGCAGCGCAUGAACCCCCCCCGAGGCAUGGCCGCCAUGGGGCCGCAGAGCUACGGCAGCGGGAUGCGUCCCCCCCCCAGCUCUCUGGCCGGCCCUGGGAUGCCCACCAUGAACAUGGGUCCCGGUGGCCGCGGGCCCUGGCCCAACCCCAACGCCAACUCCAUUGCCUACUCCUCCUCAUCCCCUGGCAAUUACGUGGUGAGUAUUGGGGUGCAGUGCUGGGCACGGGGGGGCUGCAGUGACCCUGUGACCCCCCCCAAACCCACCCCCCAUUUUUCCUGUUUUCCUUUUCCCUUCCAGGGCCCUCCUGGGGGCGGUGGCCCCCCUGGUACCCCCAUCCUGCCCAGCCCCGGAGACUCCACCAACUCCAGCGAGAACAUGUACACCAUGAUGAACCCCAUGGGACCCGCGGGGAGCCGGCCCAACUUCCCCAUGGGGCCCGGAGCCGAGGGGCCCCUGGGCGGGAUGAGCGCCAUGGAGCCGCACCACAUGAACGGCUCCUUAGGCUCCGGGGACAUGGAUGGGCUGCCAAAGAGCUCCCCCAGUAAUUUGGGGGCCCUGAGCAACCCCCCCGGGACCCCUCGCGACGACGCCGAGCUGAGCAGCAAUUUCCUAAACCCCUUCCAAAGCGACAGCUACUCGCCCAGCAUGACAAUGAGCGUGUGAGCCCCGCGCCGAGGCCGCCGACAGCCAGACCGCCCUCACCCGCCACCGAAAAAAAAAACACAAAAAAACAAAUUAAUUAAUUCAUUAAUUUUAAUGAUCAAAUGAUCAGAUUUCCCCCCCACCACACACCCCCACACCCCGGACCCGCCCCGUCACCUUCCCGCCCCCCCCCAUUCAGCGCCCCCCUCCUUUCCUCCGCCCGGUUCCGCCCCCUCCCCUUUUAAAUUUUUUUUUAAUUAUUUUUUGGUUUUUUGGGUUUUUUUUUGUCCAAACGAACACUAAAAAGGAGCAGGAAAAAAAGCGCGGGAGUUAAAAAAAAAACAAAACAAAACAAAAAAAAAGAAAUAAUAAUGAUGAUUAGGAAUAAGUCACGGGACUUAUUUGCUGCCCCCUCCCCUCCCUCCUUUCCAGCACUGGGACCCUCCCCCAAGCAUUGGGGACCCCCCCAAACCGCUGGGACCCCAUUUAUGCCCCUCCCAGCAAUGGGAGCCCCCCCCUUUGGGCAGGGACCCCAUUUAUUGAAUCCCCCCCCAGCACUGGGGACCCCCAAACUGGGCUGGGACCCCAUUUAUUGCCCCCCCCCACAUUCCCAUCCGCAGCCCCCCCCUCUCCAGGGCGGGGUCGGUGCUGAGGGGGGGGGUCCAGCACUGGGGGGGGGGGCUGAAGGGGCAUUUUUGGGGUGUUUUGCCCCCCCACGUUGGGAGGGGGAUUUUUUGGGAUUUUUUUAUUUUUGGGGGGGG